ACUCAGAUCUUAUUGCUUAAACGAUAAGGAUUACGUGAGAAACAUCACUCCAACAUUAAUUAUGGAUAGCUAUCCACCCGAGUUUAUCCUUCACCAUGUUCCUUUGAUGAUGGUUAUUGGAUUAGGCACUGUUAAAGACUUGAAUGAACAAUCCUCUACGUCGCCAAUCUCGCCUACCAACCCUCACUCUACGCAUUCGAGACAGAAUUCUAUUGGAACUACUCCCUUGUCCUCGAAACAGUUGUCAAAAACUUUAUUAACCUUGCUAACAGCAAAAAGUCAAAAUGGUGUAUGGGAACUUGGGAAGAGUGCAAGUACCAAUUUCCAUGUAGUGGCUGUAGACAAGAAUUAUCAACUUCCGCCUCGCAAACCUGUGAUGCGACCUUCACAAACUCCACAUCACUCUACCAUUUCCGCGCAUUCUCCUCUUUCACCGUAUACACCUGGUUCUCCUGUGUACCCUGACGGCUUUAUUCCUACGAUAUGGGUCCGAAAACAUCGCGAGGUUCUACCAAGCGUUGUUGUGGGAUUUUAUGACUUAUGGCAUAGAUCUAUGGGAACUACAACGAAGGAGAGAGAUGAAUUCGAGCCAUUAGGUUCUCAGGAGCCCAUUGAAAAAGAAAAGGACUCUAAUUUGGCAUUGGAGAUCAAUGAAAAGAG
This is a messenger RNA of Acaulospora morrowiae, 660 nucleotides long. Lineage: Eukaryota; Fungi; Glomeromycota; Glomeromycetes; Diversisporales; Acaulosporaceae. The record is from the annotation of a GenBank genome assembly.